AUAUCCACAUUUUUCAUUUAUUUAUUUAUAUUAUCAACAAUAUCAAUUUCAAAUAAUGGUCAUCAAUUUACGAUUGUACAGUUAGUAAAUGCCGCAUCAUUAUCAUCAUCAUCAUCAUCAUCAUCAAUGAAUCAUAAUCAUCAUUAUUACAAUGAAAAUAACAUAAUCAAUAUAACGAGGUUCCAGAAUCAACAUCAGCAACAACAACAAGCACGAUUAAAAAAAGCUUAUAACCACCAUCAUCAUCAACAACAACAGUCCGAAUCGACGACAAUAUCAUAUUUGCCUACAAUUGAUGGACAUCAAAAGGCAUUCAUUUCCAACAACAACAACCACAACAACAACCAACCACCAUUAACAUUAGGAUCAUGUACAUCACCUGAAGUAAUGGUAAAUGGUGCACCAUCACCAGAUAUUGCCGGUACUGUUAGUGGUGGUGAAUGGGGUUCAAUUGAAGAGAUACAAUUUGUCGGUAUGGUUAUGUCACCACCAACAACAGCAGCAAAAAAUAAUGAUAAUAAUAGUGAUGGCCAUAAUGAUGAUGAAACAAUCGAUAUUAAACAGAAACGUAUCUGCAAAAUUAAGUGCCUUAAUGGCGUAUGGAUUGGACCAUUCUGUGCAUUCCAAACUGCCGAUGAAUAUGAACCAAUUUUGCGAUCAUGCCGUGUGCCAAUUAUUGCCAAUGGUUCGAUAAUAAUUAUUGAUUCAAAAAAUACUUAUAAUCACAAUUAUUAUAAUAAUGAUGAUGAUCAUCAUCAUCAUCACCAUUAUGAUGAAAAAAUGAAAAAAAAUUAUAGAACCAAACCUCGUGAAUUACCGCAUGGAUCGAUUAUUAAGGUAAAAUGUAAAGAAAUUGGAAUGUUUAAGCUAACAACAAUGAAUGGAAAUGAUACCAUACAAUGUUUGGAUGGUAAAUGGGAUCAAUCGGUGAUUCCACAUUGUGAACCAACAACAUUACAUAUGAAUUUUUCAUUGUCUAGUCCACCAAGUAUUCUUUAUACAUUAUUAGAUGGUACAUUGGGCAUUAAUGAUUUUGAUGAUGAUUCAUAUCCAUCAUCAUUUCAAUCAUAUGAUGAUUAUUAUGAACAACAACAAAUAUAUGAACAAAAUGAACAACAGCAGCCACAAAUUGUGAUAUCACCUGGUUCAAUUUUACAUCUUGAUUGUGUAUUUCAAGAAACAUUUGGACAACCACAAUGGUCAGUAUCGGAUAUACCACAAAUAUAUUAUGAUUCUGAACAUCAACAUGGUACUGCAAUCAACAAUAACAAAAAGAUUGAUUCAUCAUCAUCAUCAUCAUCAUCAUUAUUUGAUCAACAUCAUUAUCAUCAAUUACAUCAUACACAGAUAUUGAAUGAACAACAUUGGAAUCCGAAUCAAAUGGAAUAUCAAAAUAGUGAACAUCAACGGCAACAACAACAACAUAAAUAUCAAUAUUCAUUAUCUAGAAAUAAACAUUUACGACGUAAUAAAUAUCAAAAUCGUCGUAAACAUUAUUAUCAACAAUCUAAACCUGGAUCAUCGGCUAACAUCAGAACACAUACAACUGGAUGGGCAAUAUUAACCGAUAAACAUUCAUGGAAAUAUCGUUUAGCUAUUUAUUAUGCAAGUGAAACAGAUACCGGACGUUAUACAUGUACAACACCAAAUGGUCAAAGCAACUAUAUGGAUAUUGUUGUUAAAGAUGUUCAAUGUCCAUCAUUAGAAGAAUUGAAACAACAGCAACAAAAUAUAGAUAAUGAUAAUGAUAAACAUAAUCCAUAUCGUGAUGAUCCAAAUCGUUUAGCAACAAAAACUGGUUAUCAUAUGCAUGAUCGUAUACGUUUUUCUUGUAUUGAUGGUUAUCGUUUAUAUGGUGGUCAUCGUGAAGUUAAAUGUCUGCCGAAUGGUCAUUGGUCACAUCCAUUUCCAAUAUGUCAAGAAAUAAGCUGCCCAGAUUAUGUGAAUUUAAAAGAUUUAGAUCCAAAUCUAUUUAUAACAUAUGAACGAUUAUCAUCAUCAUCAAAUGUUCAGCAGCAACAACAACAACAACAAAAUGAUAUGGAUUUUGAUAAUGAUUUUUUCAGCCAUUCACUAUCAUCAUUGUCGUCUGGUCAUCAUCAUGAUCAUCAUGGCCAUCAUAAUAAUCAUCAUCUAUUAGAUAGACAAGCAUUACGAUUUCGUUGUCCAAUCGGUUAUCGUUUGAUUGGUUCAUCAUUAAUCAAAUGUGAUCAUAUACAUAAUGAAUGGAGUGAAACAUUUCCAAAAUGUCAACAGCUACAAUGUCCGGAACCGGAACCACCAUCGAAUGGAAAGAUAAUUAUUAAAUCUAAAUCCGGUGGUAAUCAAUUAUCAUCAUCAUCAUCAUCAUCAUCAUCAUCAUCAUUGUUUAAUCAAACAACCACUACAGUAUAUCUUGUCGGUGAUUAUAUACAAUUCGGUUGCCGUAAAGGUUAUCGUAUGAUUGGUUCGGAUAUUAUUACCUGUUUACAUACUGAACAAUGGUCUUCAUUGCCACCAAAAUGCAAACAAGUUUGUUCAUAUCCUGCAAAAUUAUUACAUGGCUACUAUGAACCGGUUAAAUUCCAUUAUAAUGUCGGUGAUAUUGUUCACGUACAUUGUGACAAUGGUUUUCGUUUGGCAAAAGAAUUUGAAGAUAAUCUACAGCCAUUACAUUUUGAUCAUAAUAAUAAUGAAACAAUAACAAUGUUAUGCAGUAAUGAUGGACUUUGGAUUGGACCGGCUAUUAAAUGUAAACGACAAAAUAAUAAUAAACAACAACAACAACAAAUGAAUGAUGGUAGUGGUGGUGGUGGUGGCAAAUCGUCAUCUACAAAUUCAUUAUGAUGUACAUCGACACGGGAUAGAUUUCCGAUACGUCAAAAAUUUGGAAUUAAUAAAAAAAAUCAUCAUCAAACAUUAAAAAAUUACCCGAAAUGGAACCAAAAUUCAUUCAUCAAAAUACCU
Messenger RNA from Dermatophagoides farinae (American house dust mite), 2946 nucleotides. RefSeq lists its product as uncharacterized. NCBI's taxonomy places the organism in Eukaryota, Metazoa, Arthropoda, Arachnida, Sarcoptiformes, Pyroglyphidae. The record is from RefSeq and is a predicted model, not a curated record.